GGCGCAUGCGUGGCGGAGCGCGCGCUGAUCCCGCGACCGUCCUUUGUGUGAGCGCGCGGCGGAGAUCCAACGUUUUGCCAAUUGUCUUCCCAGGAAUGACUCGGCUACACAGGGAUCUAUAUGGCAGAAUUUGCUUGUCAUGUUUCCUGAUCUUCUACUGGAAUGGGUGCCAAGGCCGCGCAGACCAUGACUCUGACUGCGCAGUUGGCGAACACAACCAUGAUCUUGAAAAUGGUGACCACAUACUCCAGCCAGAUAUAAACACAGCAAAUGUGGACAGGCAUAAGGCUGUGGGGGAACAGAAGUACUACCUGCAUAAGCUUUUUGAUCAUUAUGGAAAUAAUGGCACUCUAACAGUCAAGGGGUUGGAAAAGUUGUUACAUAAUAUGGGAGUAGGUAGAACCAGAAUGCUGAAAACUAAACGUGAGCAUUUUGACUCCGAUCAUGACCAUCUGGAGCAUGAGUUACAAGCUGACGUAGAAAUUCAUCACCACUGUUGCCCUGAGCACCAACAUAUUCAAUUAAGAAGUGGCUCACAAACCACUCCCAAGGUUGCUCCAAAAAAGAAAGAACAUUAUCCAAAGCAGCAUCGUGACAAGAUCCACCAUAGUUUAAGUACCACCCAACAGUCUCUCAUCACUGCUAUGGAAAGAUCUGAAAGCAGAAAACAUGCAAGACCAGUGCGAAGUCUUCAGAGUACAAAAUCUGCUGCUGUAAAUGCAGAUUGGACUGAGAUGCCUCAAGAUCCACCUGCCACUACAGCAGAUGGUUCCAGUAGUAAUACAUACAGUCAAACACAGGCAGAUUCGGUUACUUUGAAAGAAAUGAAUGAAGAUGUACAUGGAACCAAUGGUCAUCAUAAAAGUGAUAAAGACGUGCCAGAAGAGGAGUGCCUAAAUGCAGCCCAACUACUCUUGACCCAUGGAAUGCAUCCACAGGCAACUCUUACUUCCGAACAGUUUAGCUACCUGUGCCCAGCUCUGUUGGAUCAGAUUGACAGUAAGGUUUGCAUCAUCCAUGGAAAUAAACAGAUCCAUUCGGAGAAUCCAAGACCAGAGAUUUCUGUUGCAGCAGGCAAGCAAGUUUGGAUCGGUGGCUUUGUCUCUGUCACAAUCAUCAGCUUCCUGUCUCUGAUGGGAAUAAUCCUUAUACCCUUAAUGAAUCUAUCCUUCUUCAAGUUCCUGUUGACAUUUUUGGUGGCUUUAGCCGUUGGUACCCUGAGCGGGGAUGCGUUUUUGCAUCUCCUGCCACAUUCCCAGGGUAUCGCUCACCACGACAGUCAUGUUAAAAUCGAAGAGGAUCACUUGAAUGCGGUGUGGAAAGGUCUUGCUGCUCUCGGAGGACUUUACUUUAUGUUUCUUAUUGAGCACCUUAUAACAUUAAUCAAACUGUACAAAGAUAAAAAGAAGCACAAAAAGGGUGUCCAGGAAGAUCAAGAGGUAGAUGUUGAUAAGGUGUCAGUUGAAGAAUGUCCGGUAUCUAAGGAUGAAAAGCUAAACCUAAAGCCAUUCUGUCAUCAGGAUGACUUCUCGACGAUUGAAGCUAAUGAUCAGCCAAAUCUUCAUUCUCUCGAUCACAGCCAAAACUCAUUAACUCCAGAGCAGGAGGUUAUGAUAGUACACCCUCAUGCCGAAGGCAAUUACAAUGCAUAUGUGCCAAGAGGGUGCGAGAACAAAUGCCACUCUCAUUUCCACGAUACCAUAGGCAAUGCGGAUGAUUCUCACCACCAUCACCACGACUAUCACCACAUUCUGCACCACCAUCAUCACCAGAACCAUCACCCCCAUAGCCAUGGGCACCAUUACUUCCAAGAGGACCUGAAGGAUGCGGGUAUAGCUACACUGGCGUGGAUGGUGAUUAUGGGAGACGGGCUGCAUAACUUCAGCGAUGGCUUAGCGAUUGGGGCUGCUUUUACAGGAGGAUUGUCAAGUGGAUUGAGUACAUCAGUUGCUGUCUUCUGCCAUGAAUUGCCUCAUGAACUGGGUGAUUUUGCUGUUCUGCUGAAGGCUGGUAUGACAGUAAAACAGGCUGUGAUGUACAAUGUUCUCUCUGCACUCCUGGGGUAUCUUGGCAUGAUAACAGGUACUGCCAUUGGUCAUUAUGCUGAAAAUGUCUCCACGUGGAUCUUUGCUGUUACUGCUGGCUUGUUCUUGUACGUGGCCCUGGUUGACAUGGUUCCUGAAAUGCUUCAUAAUGAUGCUGGCGACCAUGAUUGCAGUCACGGAGGAUACUUCCUCUUGCAAAAUGCUGGCAUCCUGCUGGGGUUUGGUAUCAUGUUAGUCAUCGCUAUAUUUGAACAUAAAAUUUUCUUAGACAUAAAACUGUGAUGUUCUGCCUUACCUGUGAAACCAGGAAAUGCUACAAGUAGUGAGGGGCUUCACAACUAUCCAUUAGCUGAGGACUUGUGAUUGAUAGUCGACUAGCUAUUCUUACCUUUGUCUACUUUCUACUGGUGACUAAGAUACUCCCAACAAAGAUUCAUCUCCUCCUUUGUAACAUUAAUGCAUUGCCAUAUUGUAAUGCCAUUCUUGUAUCAGCAGACUGGUGUAGGCAUGGCUGGACUAAACACAAACGAGCAACUAGUUGCAUGACAAAACGUCCUAACAAGUUGUUUUUCAGUGACUCAUAAAUAAACACUGUAUGGCUUUGUUCGCACAUUCAUUCCUUCAAGAAACUUCCUUCCUUAACUAAGAGAGAUAAUAUGGAACUGUUAUGCACCAUGUGUAAACACAGAAUUUAUGACAUGUCAAUGCAUGUAUAUUAUGCUUCAUGUAAAUCAUGUGUGAGCUCACAUAUGCAGCGGGUGUACAUAGGUGCCCUUAAAUAUGUAAUAAACCAAUAAAAAGGAUUUAAUGUUUAAAAAA
Messenger RNA from Callorhinchus milii (elephant shark), 2864 nucleotides. RefSeq names its product zinc transporter ZIP6. NCBI's taxonomy places the organism in Eukaryota, Metazoa, Chordata, Chondrichthyes, Chimaeriformes, Callorhinchidae. Gene Ontology annotation, cellular component: membrane. The transcript is spliced from 11 exons. Gene Ontology annotation, biological process: intracellular zinc ion homeostasis; zinc ion import across plasma membrane. The record is from RefSeq and is a predicted model, not a curated record. The coding region runs from base 6 to 2327 and encodes 773 amino acids. Gene Ontology annotation, molecular function: zinc ion transmembrane transporter activity.